AUGGCAACAAUAACAACCGCCGUCGUAUCCCUCCCCACACUCACCCAGACCGGCGCCACCAUAGCCCUCCAAGCCGCCUCGCUCCACGCCACCGACCUCGGUCUCGCAAUGAGCAUCGCCAUCGUCGACGCACACACCCACCUUCUCACCUUCACGCGCCUGGACGGCGCAAAACUCUCCUCCAUCGACACCGCCAUCGCCAUGGCCGCCACCUCCGCAUCGACCCGCCUGCCCACCUCGGCGCUCUCAGACCACCCCCCGCCCAGCCCGCGCAUCUGCACGCUCCCAGGCGGCCUGCCCAUUCUGUCGCCCACUGGCGCGCUGCUCGGCGCGAUCGGGUGCUCCACGGGCACGAGUCUGCAGGGCGAGGACGCGGCGGCGGCGGGGCGCGAUGCGCUGCUUGCGUUUAUUCGGGCGGAGGGGGAGGACGAGGCGCGUCGGAUUGAGGAAGAGAGGGGCGCGGUGCUAAGGCUGUGGAAGGAGAAGGAGAGCGAGGCGGAGCGGUUGCGGGACGAGCUGGAGUGCGAGCGCGAGAUGCGCGGGGCGGGGAAACGGCGCAAGAUGAGCAGUGUGGGGCCGAAUACGCCGCCGGACGAGGGCGAGGUGGGGGAUUUCUUGACGCCGAGUUUCGUGGGCGAAGUGCGGGUCGGUGAGUUUUGA
Molecule: messenger RNA, 660 nt
Organism: Boeremia exigua
Lineage: Eukaryota; Fungi; Ascomycota; Dothideomycetes; Pleosporales; Didymellaceae
Exons: 1
Coding region: 1-660 (219 amino acids)
Source: RefSeq, a predicted model, not a curated record